UUCAAGAACCAGAUGCGAAGCUGAGCGAUGUUAGUCUUCCAUGUUCUUUCGCACUUGUUGCACUGCUAUCUUCCGUUGCCAAACAGGUUUUCCAGUAUAUUAUGUACAAGAAUAAGAAAAUAUGCCUUGCGUUAGCAGUUUGUUUCAUUCUAGUACUUACAAUGCAGAAUUGCAAUGCAAAGCGCGAAACGCUAAAAAAGUUAUUCGGAUUCCUUGAUUUUGAUGCACGGGAUGUGAAAUCACCUGCGGCUGUGGCGCCACGAGCACCCGUGGUUUAUAUUCCACAAUAUCGAUCCGCAGAUCCAAUAUACUUGCAGCCGUUAACGAAACCCGUACCAGAGGUCAUGCUUGGCGGUGUCUCGCCAUAUUCGAACCUUGAUGCCAAUGGAAGAAACAAUCCUGCGUUAUGGCAAUAUUCCCAUUUUUAUCCAGAACAUCAAUGAAAAACGUUAAAUGAUGCUCGAAUAAUUAUACUAUUAUUUGCUGUUAAUAAAAUCCACGAAUAUUU
Messenger RNA from Daphnia magna, 508 nucleotides. RefSeq lists its product as uncharacterized. Bases 102 to 443 code for a protein of 113 amino acids. The record is from RefSeq and is a predicted model, not a curated record. Lineage: Eukaryota; Metazoa; Arthropoda; Branchiopoda; Diplostraca; Daphniidae. The transcript is spliced from 3 exons.